Messenger RNA from Spodoptera littoralis (African cotton leafworm), 2508 nucleotides. Lineage: Eukaryota; Metazoa; Arthropoda; Insecta; Lepidoptera; Noctuidae. The record is from the annotation of a GenBank genome assembly.
AUGGCUGCUCCCAAUAAACCAUUGAAAUUCGACAAAAUAUGUCGUGCUUGUUUGGAGAUAAAAAAGGACAUGAGACCCCUGUUUGAGCAACUCACGGCUACAAUGUUGAUGGGUAUAACGAAAGUGCAGGUGGCAGUUGGAGAUGGUCUGCCAGCACAGCUGUGUCUGCAGUGUGUGCACCAGAUAUCACGGUGCCACGCUUAUAAGGACCUCGUGGAGAGAAAUGACAUCGUUCUGCGGGAACACGCCGCACGUAUGGCGGAAGAAGCUUUCAAAAGAGAGAGGGAAGAGAAAGAGAAGUUGAUGACGUUGAACUGUCAGGAGAAUUACAUGCAAUACAUGGAGGUCCCGCUGUCGAACCCCAACCAGAUCCUGGAAGGAUUCUUUGGCGCAACACCAGAACAAACGCCGACAAAUGCCCCCGAGCAGGAGACGAAAGUCGAAUUCGAAGUAGAAAAGAUAGAACAAAAUCAGCCUGAGACUGAGAAUCAGAUAAAAGACAAAGAAGGUUUAAAUUCUGACGAAGAGAAUUACCUUCAGAUGGUUUUGUUCCAAGCGACAGCCACGAUGCCGCCGGGACGACAUGUAUGUAAUCUGUGCCACAAAGAGUUCAAGCAUGCGCGGUGGCUCAAGCAACACAUGCGCUCGCACACGAACUGGAUCAAAGCUAACUGUAAGAAGCCACACUUGUGCCCCAUAUGUGAUAGGAUUUUUAAGGGUCCAGGUAUGUUGAAAAUGCACAUGCGUACGCACGAACAGCGUCCCGCGAAGCAGCCGACUUGUUCAGUCUGCCAGCGCAUCUUCCCGAGCAAGACGUUGCUGUACCGCCACCGACAGACUCACUUCGAACAGAAGACUCACCUGUGCUCCGUCUGCGACAAGCGCUUCUACAGCGGGUACGCGCUGCGCUCGCACAUGGCGCGCCACCGCGGGGAGCGGCCCUACAUCUGUACCACUUGCAACAAGAGCUUCUACAACCCUACUGACCUGAAAGUUCAUUUUCGUCUGCACACGGGCGAGAAGCCUCUGAAGUGCAAUGAGUGCAACAAGACGUUUCGCCGUCACUCGACGCUGUGCCAACACAUGAAGAAGCACCGCGGCAUACGGAACCAUGUGUGCAAUGUAUGCAACAAGAGCUUCUAUGAAGUAUCCAAGCUCAACGCACACAUGAGGAUCCAUACUGGAGAGAGGCCAUACGAGUGUCAGUUCUGCGACCGUCGUUUCGCGCAGAAGUCUGCACUGAUCUACCACAGCCGGACCCACACGGGGGAGAAGCCUUACUGCUGCAAGGUCUGCUCCGCCAGGUUCACCACCUCGUCCGCCAGGAACAACCACAUGCUCACACAUACUGGGAACAAAAAGUUCGUGUGUCAGAUCUGCCUGAAGGGCUGUACGUCCCGGUCGGAGCUCCGCGUCCACACGAGCAAGCACACCGGGGAGAAACUGUUCGCCUGCGACCACUGCGGGCAGAGGUUCAGCUCCGCCUCGUACCUCGCCGUGCAUCGACGGUACCACACCGGGGAGAAGAAGUACCACUGUCCUGUCUGCGGGAAAGGUUACGUGGAGUCUAGUUCAUACAAGAAGCACGUGAAGUCUCACGGCGCGGCGGACAGUAAGCCCGACUCCGCCGCGCCCGACCACGCAGAGCAUACUGACACGCCCGCGCCGGGGACCGACGUACAGGCUGCAGGCGCUGACGAUUCUACUGAUGGACAGAACCAAGGUCAAGUGCAAAUCCAAGUGCAGGAGUCUCAGCAAGUAGUCCAGGUGCAGCAGUCCGCAGAGCGUCCGUUGCAGAAGGUGUAUCGGUUCAAGUGUGGGUUCUGUCCCAAGACGUACAUGUAUCUACACAAUCUGAAGAAACAUACCGCUGUGCACUCGGACGAAAUGAGUCGCAGCGCAGAACAAAUACUAAUAAUGCAGCAACCGCAGCAACAACAGCAACAACAACAACAACAGCAACAACAGCAGCAACAGCAACAACAAGUGCAAGUACAGCAACAACAGAUGCAACACCAGGUGCAACAACACCAAGUGCAACAACAGGUGCAGCAACAAGUGCAACAACAAGUCCAGCAACAAGUACAGCAACAGGUGCAACAACAGGUGCAGCAGCAGGUGGCGGCGCAGCAGUUGCAGCAGCAGGCGGUCCUCCAGGUGGGCGGCGUCCCGCAACUGGCGCUGCACGCGCAGCACGUGGCGCCCCUCGUGGCCGGCGUGCACGGACAGCAACAGCCGCAGCAACUUCAAGUACAAACGAUACAGAUCCACCCGCAACAUCAACCCAUACAGAUUCAUGCUGUAGGCGUGCAGCAAGUCCAGCAACAACAGUUACACGUCGCCACCUCCUCCUGUCAGACCAUGUUGCCCAACAUACUACAGUUACAGCCCGCGACGGUGGCAGUGUCAGGUCUGUCGCAGCAGGAGCUGGGCGGCGUCACGCACCGCAUCAUCCUGCAGCCGCAGCCGACCGCCGCGCACCCCGCCGUCUACACCAUACACCACUGA